Penicillium oxalicum is the source of this 1113-nucleotide messenger RNA. RefSeq names its product sialidase family protein. The transcript has a single exon. The record is from RefSeq and is a predicted model, not a curated record. The coding region runs from base 1 to 1113 and encodes 370 amino acids. Lineage: Eukaryota; Fungi; Ascomycota; Eurotiomycetes; Eurotiales; Aspergillaceae.
AUGCCUGGACAGUGGAAAGAGAAAGUGUUGAAUGCCUUGGGCAUAGGCCAGCAUUCCGAAAGGAUGGACCGAAACAUACCACCCGGCCUAACGCGACAUCAACAUCCAGCUCGCGUGCAGAUCCUCCAUGAUGAGCGUCCACUCUCCUCACCUCCCAAUCAGGGCACCUAUCCGCGUCUGGCUCGACUAGCAGACAGUUCCCUCCUUUCUUCCUUUACUCGGUUCCCUAGUGGCCAAAACGCACUUUGCGUUGCACGCAGUACAGAUGGAGGACGGACUUUUCACCAUUUCGGCGAGGUGACACGAGCCACGGGAGAGAUCGACAAUCUUUUCCUCCUGGAAGUGGUCCCUGGCAUUGUACUGGCAGCUUUCCGCAAUCACGAUCUGGGUCCAAAUGGACCCACGCAUUUCCGCAUCACUGUCUGUAGGUCCACCGAUGGUGGCCGUACCUGGCAGUAUGCGUCUCAGGCGGCCGAGAAGAGUCCUCCCUGGGGUAUUUGGGAACCAUUUAUGCGACUAGGCCGCGCAGGUGAAGUUCAACUAACCUAUUCGCAUGAAUUCGCGCACAACAAUCAGUGCACGAUGCGAGUGGUCUCGAACGACCAUGGUAGUACCUGGAGUCAGGCCGUCUGUCUGUACGGUAAGGAGGAUCCUUUGCGAGAUGGUAUGAAUGGCAUUGCAACCACUCUUGACCACGGUCGUGAGGUGCUGGUUAUGGUUUUUGAGACCACGCGCCAUGGAACAUUCAGCAUUGAAGCAUUGCUAUCCUACGACGAUGGUGCGACUUGGGCAGGUCGCCAGGAAGUGUUUUGUCCUCGUGCAGGACACAACGCUGGCGCUCCGCAGAUUGCAGCAUUUGCGGACGGGUCCCUGGUGGUGGUGUUCAUGACGGACGAGGACUCCGAUCAGGUUGAGUGGGUGAAAAAUGCAUCGAUCAAAGCCAUCUUUGCGGAUCCACCUGAAAACGGGCAGAUCUCAUGGAGCAAGCCUUGCCUGGUCUCGCCUGCGUCCAGCGUUUGGCCGGGGGUUCUCGCUCUGGAUCAGAAGACAGCGCUGGUGACUUAUGAUCGCGGCGGGCCCCUGGUCAGAACCGUCUUGCGGCAGCUCGAUUAG